Tarenaya hassleriana is the source of this 1694-nucleotide messenger RNA. Its product is annotated as basic leucine zipper 25-like. The record is from RefSeq and is a predicted model, not a curated record. The transcript has 7 exons. The coding region runs from base 54 to 1466 and encodes 470 amino acids. Gene Ontology annotation, biological process: regulation of DNA-templated transcription. Lineage: Eukaryota; Viridiplantae; Streptophyta; Magnoliopsida; Brassicales; Cleomaceae. Gene Ontology annotation, molecular function: DNA-binding transcription factor activity.
AGCGAAGAAGAAGAAGAGAGAGAAAGAGGGAGAGAGAGUGGGUAAAGGGGAAAAUGAACAGCGUCUUCUCCAUCGAUGAUUUGACCGAUUCUUUCUGGUCGGCGGUUUCUCCGGCGGCGGCGGCAGCGGUGAUGGGGGAAGGGAUGAGUCGGAGCCAGUCGGAGUGGGCGUUUCAGAGGCUGAUCGAAGAGAUGUCUGUUUCUGCUGGUAGCCCGAUCUCCAGGUCCUCGUCGGAGACGGGGAACGUGAUCGGCCGGUCACUGCCUCCGGUGAUUCAGCCUGAGCCAUCGGUUGCGAGACCGUUGGGAGGUGGUGCUGACGCUGCUGGCGAUGUCGUCGAGAUACAGAGACCGGAGAAUCAUAGCCGUCGAGUGGAGGAGCAAGGGAGUCGGAAUCAUGGAUCGUCUUCGACGAUUGGGGUUGAUCCUGAUCACUACCACGCGAUUCUCAAGAGCAAGCUUGAUCUCGCUUGCGCUGCUGUUGCUCUUCGCGUAGCUAAGGUGAAACCAGAAGAUUCGAGUACCUCAGCGACCAAUCAAAAGGAGCCUCCAAUGGUGGGAUCUCAAGCUCAAGGUUCGGCUGCUAUGAAAAUGUCACCUGGUUCCUCAUCUAUUAACGUCGCUCCCUCACUGGGCUUGCCAAAGAAAUCAGAAGCACCGAUCAGGCAAGCUACAAGUGGAUCAUCACCAGAUGAUUCAGAUGAUGAUGAAUUUGAUGGAGACAUGGAAAUGACAGAGAACGCGAAUCUGGCGGACAAAAGGAAAAGGAUCACCAACUCUCUGAAAAAACUUUCAGGGAAAGGUUUGCAUCUUGGACUUUCAUGUCUCUUUACAGUGAAAGAGACAACCAAAUGGUGGGUCUCAGCUAGUUUUAGGAUGCUCUCAAACCGAGAAUCUGCUCGGCGCUCUAGGAGAAGAAAACAAGAACAAAUGAAUGAACUUGAAACUCAGGUUGGACAAUUAAGGGGCGAACAUUCAACGUUACUUAAACGUCUUAGUGACAUGAAUAACAAGUAUGAUACAGCUGCUGUUGAUAACAGAAUCUUGAAAGCCGAUAUUGAGACACUGAGAACAAAGGUGAAAAUGGCGGAAGAAAUGGUGAAGAGAGUGACAGGAAUGAACCCUUUGCUUUUGGCAAGAUCGAACACAACUAAUAUUGGAGUACCGGUUGACAACACAUUGAUGGAUUCCUCCAGAAUCAGUGUAAUGCCAAUGCAGCCAAACUCUAACCAUAUUAUGAAACCAGCAAUCGGUAACAUCACAGGAACUACACCAAACCAAAGACUGGAGAACAAUUUCGGGAACAAUACUCUUGUUCAUCCGAAUAUGAAUCCGGUGACUGUUACUGGAGCAGAAAAAGUGACCAAAUUGCCCCCCUCGGAUCAGGUGAGCCAUUUUGCUCCUGGUCCUAAUCGUUAUGAAAGCCUUUCCCAUUGGAAUCCAGCUGUGGCGAAGAAUAAACCGUAGAAAUGAGGUGAUAUCGUGGUAAAGGUAAGAUUCAAGAAGCAUUCUAAUGGUGAGAGCUUCUGGUUUAUGAUGUAAUAACGGAUCCAUCUUAGAUGGUGUUGCUCGUUGUUUUUGUAACUUGACAACAUAUAUAUUGCUACUCGAAAAUUGGUCAAGCAUCUUAACUGUUCAGACAUUAAGUUAUGUAGGGUUUGUUUUUUCUGUAAAUAGAUACGAAUGUUGCAAUUA